Messenger RNA from Pelodiscus sinensis (Chinese soft-shelled turtle), 1234 nucleotides. Lineage: Eukaryota; Metazoa; Chordata; Testudines; Trionychidae. The record is from RefSeq and is a predicted model, not a curated record.
AUGGACAAGCAUGAUGUCUCUGUGCCAGAAGCUGGGAAUGAACGUCAGUCCCUGGAAUUGUACCAGUGGCUAAGUCUCCCCACAAAUCUGGUUUCUCUUGGGAGAAGGCAAAAUUUAAUACCUCUACUGGAAAUCAGAGUAUACCGUGUUGCUUGGUGGAAAACCGAGGAGGAGUCAUGGACAGCACACAGAGAUUUUCAAACCUGCCAUCACAUCUCCAGUGCUGAUGUUUCUUUUUUCCUCAAAGAAGCCAAUCAAGAUAUCAUGAGGAACUCCAGUUUGCAGGCUAGGGUAGAGUCAUUCUUUAUAUACAAAGCCAAUCAGCAACCUGUAGUAAAUGCCACUUAUGGACCUUUUUCAGUAGAACAAGCUAUUCCUGAGGAUCUCAUGCUGACUUCUUCUCCUUUUGGCUUUGCUAAUGAAUUCACAUUUAAUUGGAAAUUAAAAUCACACAUAAUUGACAGCUCAGUAUAUUCCAACAGGCCUAAAGUGCAAGCCUUGUUCUAUAUUGCAGGAAAGGACUGGGAGGACUACGAUUCUGCAGAGAGAUUACCCUGUGUGAAGAUGUUUGCUUUCUUGGAGACUAGAGAAGCUGUGGCCAGCUGUAGGUUGGGAGGUCAUCUAGGGUUAUGUGUUGCAGAACUGGAAUUAGCUCCAAGUUGGUUCAGCUCACCUCCACCAUUGGUUUUGGAGCAUGAGCAAACUGCAGCCUUGUUGGAAGGCAUUACAGUGGAGCUCUUCUAUAAGAUGUAUGCAACAGAUGGGGAGUGUUCUCCCAAGGAAGUCAAAUGGGAAAACAACAUACAGGCAGGUCAAGAUACUGCACACAAGGCUUUGCCAUCUGUGGAGAGGAUUGGUAGCAUCAUUGUUUAUCCAACUCAAGACAAACUAAAACAGUCUUCCCUGAGGCUGGAUGAGAAUAUCAUAAUCCACUUACCGCUCAACCCUGUCAAGGAAGGUGACAUUGUAACCUUUUAUGUCUCCCUUACCGGUGACUCCCUAGAAGAUCAGUUUACAUUAAGAAUUAAAGCAGCACCAGGUGUGAAGAUAAUGGCCAUCAGAGUCAGUGAUGCAGACCAAUGGGGAAUUCAACAAGAAAUAGACAACGAAAGGGAACAGACCACUGCCUCUGUUGUUUGUGUGCGUAAUGAUCCAAACAUAGAAAGCAGGUUUUCUACCGCUGUAUAAAUCAAACUUGCAUUAAGGUAAGUCAAACUACAAAAAUAGAAAGCAG